Funneliformis mosseae is the source of this 513-nucleotide messenger RNA. The record is from the annotation of a GenBank genome assembly. NCBI's taxonomy places the organism in Eukaryota, Fungi, Glomeromycota, Glomeromycetes, Glomerales, Glomeraceae.
AUGUUUAGACGUUUUGAUGCCUCAAGCGUUAUCAAAGAUAACAUUAUAUAUGUUCUUGGAGGAUUUAAUGGAGGGCCUAUACCAGAAAUAUUGUUCCUCGAUCUUACCAAUUCAAUGACUAUAGGUUCACCACCAUGGUCACAGUCACUGAAACCCUCGCCUUUGGCAUUUUCAUCCAGCGGAGCAGUUCUUGGCGGUCCUAAUAAUAAUUUUAUAUUUAGUAGAAAAACAAUGGGUGACGCUACCCAGUUAAAUGAAAGAACUCAAUUUAGUAUUAUAAGUGAUAAUAAUGGAAAUGCUUAUCUUCACGGUGGUUAUAAUAAUGGCGUGUUUCUAGGUGAUACAUAUUUCUUUGAUACCAUUUCGAUUACUUGGACUAUGUUACUGGCACCCCAAAUUCCAAUAUUUGCAGAUGAAUUUUCUUCUGUACUGUUAAAUGAUGGUCGGUUGCUCAUCAUUAGAGGAUAUGGACCACCAGAGAAUGGUGUUCCUGUAUAUAGACCUAUUAGCCAG